AUGACGACUAACACUCAACAGGGUGGUUCCUCCAAGGUUGUCGAUCCCAUUGCCGAUGUCGAACUCUGCAAGCGAGACAUCAAGUAUUUCAAGGAUCUUGGCCUCAACACCAUCCGUGUCUACACCAUUGAUAACACCAAGAACCAUGACGAGUGCAUGAAGCUCCUCGCCGAUGCUGGCAUCUACCUCGUUCUUGAUGUCAACACUCCCAAGUACUCCAUCAACCGUGCUGAUCCCGAAAUCUCUUACAAUGCUGUCUACCUCCAGAGCAUCUUUGCUACUGUCCAGAUGUUCGCCAAGUACGACAACACCUUGGCCUUUUUCUCUGGAAACGAGGUCAUCAACGAUGGCAAGACUUCUGCCGUUGCUCCUUGGGUCAAGGCUGUUACCCGUGACAUCCGUAUGUUCCUCAAGGAGCGCAAUCUUAGACAAGUGCCAGUUGGAUACUCUGCUGCUGAUGUCGACUCCAACCGCGAGCAAACUGCCCACUACAUGAACUGUGGCUCUGACGAUGAGCGUUCUGACUUCUUCGCCUUCAACGACUACUCCUGGUGCUCUCCAUCCUCUUUCGAGACUUCCGGCUGGGACCAGAAAGUCAAGAAAUUCAAAGACUAUGGUAUCCCCAUCUUCUUGUCUGAAUACGGUUGCAACAUCAACAAGCGUGACUUCAGCGAGGUCGAGGCUCUCUACUCCAAGGAGAUGACCGGCGUCUACUCUGGUGGUCUCGUCUACGAAUACUCCCAGGAACCCAGCAACUACGGUCUUGUUGAGAUCAAGGGCGGUGCAAGCUCUGAUCCAUCCAAGCUCACCGACUUCAACGCUCUCAAGACCAUGUUCGCCAAGGUCAAGAACCCCUCUGGUGACGGCGGUUACAACCAGAAGAGUGGCUCUAGCAAAUGCCCAGCCAAGGAAGCACCUGCCUGGGAUGUUGAUGGCGAGAAGAAACUCCCACAGCUUCCAAAGGAUGCCGAGAAGUACGUGAAGAACGGUGCCGGUGAUGGCCCAGGUCUCAAGGGCCCUGGCAGUCAGUCCUCUGGAUCCAAGGCUGAAGGACCCGACACCAGCGGUAACGGCAACACUGGCUCUGGUGGUUCCCCAGGCUCCGGAGGCAACAAAGGCACCCCUGAUGCUGCUGCUGGUCUCCGUGCUCCUGAAUUUGUCGUGGUUCUCGCCGCUAUCGGCCUGUCCACCCUCGUCGGUGCAUCCAUGAUGACGAUCUAA
Molecule: messenger RNA, 1221 nt
Organism: Trichophyton benhamiae CBS 112371
Lineage: Eukaryota; Fungi; Ascomycota; Eurotiomycetes; Onygenales; Arthrodermataceae
Exons: 3
Coding region: 1-1221 (406 amino acids)
Biological process (GO): fungal-type cell wall (1->3)-beta-D-glucan biosynthetic process
Cellular component (GO): cytoplasm; fungal-type cell wall
Molecular function (GO): 1,3-beta-glucanosyltransferase activity
Source: RefSeq, a predicted model, not a curated record